UUGAUACAAGCUUCGUAAAGCCAAAACCAGAAGAAGUACUAUAAUUUCAGUCACUGACUAAUCCCUUUCUCUUCUCUUCUGUAGUUAGAAAAACAAAGCUCACAACAAACAAGAAAACCCCAUUUCUCUCUCUAUCUAAUGGAUGGGGUGGGAUGGAGAAACCAGACAAAGGGUUUUCAUCUAUCUACUGUUUUCACUCACCAGCACUAAAUCUUUUUCAAGAUAUCUUCCUUUUUCCGUCAUUUCUUGUUUUUUCUACUCACUGAGAAUGGUUAAGUACUACUUUUAGAGAGAAAAAGAGAGGAAACCCAAGUCUUGUAUACCUAUUUUUGCAUUUUGUGAGUUUUUAGCUGUAACAUUGAAGGAAAAUGAGGAAACAUGGUUGGCAAUUGCCUUACCAUCCUCUUCAGGUGGUUGCUGUAGCUGUAUUUCUAGCACUUGGGUUUGCUUUUUAUGUCUUCUUUGUUCCAUUUGUUGGAAACAAAGUGGUUCAGUUUGUUCUUUUAUGUCUCUAUACUCCCCUUAUUACAUGCAUGUUCUGCCUAUACAUAUGGUGUGCAGCGGCUGACCCUGCUGACCCUGGUGUCUUCAAGUCCAAAACGUAUCUAGGAAAUGCCGGCAGAAUCAAACAUACCCCGGUCCAGGAGUCUACUCAUGGAGCAGAUUCAAUUUCCUCGAGGAAUAAUACAACUGCACGAGAGAAACAUUCAGAUGAACUGUCUGUGGGAAGAGACACUCUUGAGGAGAACAGUAUUGAAAAUGAUGCUGAUAGACUUUCCGACCGUCCAUCAUGUUGUAUGUUUUUACUGGGAUCCUGUACAGCUCUUCUCUGCAAUAAUUCAAGGGGACAUGGAGAAUCAGCAAAUCAACAUAUGAGUGAAGAUGGCAUGUUCUACUGCAGUUUGUGUAAAGUAGAGGUUUUCAAGUACAGCAAGCAUUGUAGAGUUUGUGAUAAGUGUGUCAACCACUUCGAUCAUCACUGCAGGUGGAUCAACAAUUGUAUAGGCAAAAGGAACUACCGUCAGUUUUUCACCCUCAUGCUUUUGGCCCUAAUCCUGCUUAUCAUACAAUGGUUGACUGGAAUACUUGUAAUGAUCUGCGCGUUUAUUGAGAGGAAGCGAUUCACUCGGGAGAUCACCACCAAGCUUGGAAGCAGUUUCUCUUUGACACCCUUCUCUAUUGUGGUGGCAUCUUGCACUAUUUUGGCAAUGGUUGCUACUCUACCCCUUGCUCAGCUUUUCUCCUUUCAUGUUCUCCUCGUAAAGAAGGGAAUUGGCACAUAUGAUUACAUUGUAGCCUUGAGGGAGCAGGAACAACAAGGGGUAGAAGAAGGUCAGCAGAGUCCUCAAAUGUCCCUUGCAAGUUCACGCACUGGGUUAAGCAGUGGAAGCUCCUUCAAUACUUUCCAGCGUAACGCUUGGUGUACUCCUCCUCGUUUGUUUCUCGAGGAUCAGUUUGCUGUAGUUCCUUCAGACCCCAGCAUGUUUGUGGGUUCAUCAGGAAGGAGGAUGGUACGCGAAGACCCAGUGCCUAAAAAGAAUCCUGGAGCUGUAAAAAUCAGUCCAUGGACAUUAUCUCGUUUGGAUGCGCAAGAAGUCUCGAAGGCUGCUGCUCAAGCAAGAAAGAAGUCCAAAAUCCUCCAGCCUGUAGCACGAAGGGAAGUAGGAAGAGAAAAUGGCUUGGUCAGCAGCAGCAGCAGCCAGAUGGAUCAGAUGGAGCACUGUAGUAGUAAACGGGUUCGUCUGCCAGCGGAACUCCCUUUUGGAACCAUAGCAAAGGUAUCCACAAAAGCUGCCGAAAGCAAACUUAAUGCGCUUCUCCUGGAAACUUCUACUACUUUGGCACCUCUGCAACUUGAAGCACGGAGCGCUUUUCACACAAGUCAUCCCAUGUCAGCAGCUUCGACUUCCAUAGUAGCCUCUUCUUCUUCUUCUCCUUCUCCUCAGAGUAGUCUAGAUUCACCUGAUCGUCAUCCAUUCUGUGUUUCCACAUCAGAAGCAGAAGAGACAAGAGAGCCCACAGCUCUUUCAACUGUUGGUUCCAGUUCUCUAAAGGCAGUUCUGCAGUCAAGAUUGUCUGUGAGUGAUGGGUAUGAAGCAUCAGGAGGGGAAGAUAGUGAUUGGAUGUCUUCCAGAAAUGUUCAGAGAUCAACUAAUUGGAAAUACUGAAAGCUUUGGGUUCACGAUUAAAGUAAUUACAUGGAGUUUGAGUGUGCUCUCAUUUGCUGAAAAGAAAUUUGAUGCUGCUAGUUUAUCAAGAAAGUUUGAAGGAUUUCAACAAUCAUUGGCCUCAGCUUUGCAAUCUAGAGAACUAUGGGGUUCAGGUAGAUCAUUGUAAGAAGCGAAAGAGACUGAAGUAUCAUCCGAAUCCGGGUUUGGACCACUAUGACUACAUUUCCUGUUUCAGUUCCAGUGUCUGUUUUCUUGUUAAAAAUCAUAACUGCACUUUCCUGUUUUCUUUAUCUUUAGUUAGACUGACAUGACCGACUCUACCACGAAACCAUGAUGUUUUGUUUAUCUUUAGUAAUGUAAAUUUUUGAGUGAAGUUUCUGAGUU
This is a messenger RNA of Papaver somniferum (opium poppy), 2555 nucleotides long. Its product is annotated as probable protein S-acyltransferase 22. The record is from RefSeq and is a predicted model, not a curated record. NCBI's taxonomy places the organism in Eukaryota, Viridiplantae, Streptophyta, Magnoliopsida, Ranunculales, Papaveraceae. Gene Ontology annotation, cellular component: Golgi apparatus; endoplasmic reticulum. Gene Ontology annotation, molecular function: protein-cysteine S-palmitoyltransferase activity. The coding region runs from base 369 to 2168 and encodes 599 amino acids. Gene Ontology annotation, biological process: peptidyl-L-cysteine S-palmitoylation; protein targeting to membrane. The transcript has 9 exons.